Molecule: messenger RNA, 3261 nt
Organism: Camponotus floridanus (Florida carpenter ant)
Lineage: Eukaryota; Metazoa; Arthropoda; Insecta; Hymenoptera; Formicidae
Gene: 5-HT7
Product: 5-hydroxytryptamine receptor 1
Exons: 7
Coding region: 1002-2630 (542 amino acids)
Biological process (GO): adenylate cyclase-activating adrenergic receptor signaling pathway
Cellular component (GO): membrane
Molecular function (GO): G protein-coupled amine receptor activity
Source: RefSeq, a predicted model, not a curated record
ACGUUCAGCUGGCCUGGUUGCGUUGCGUCGCGACGCUCCACGAGUCGCCGCGAGUCUCCACGAGUGCCCGCGUUUCUGCCUUCCUCUCUUUCUCUCUCUCUCUCUCUCCCCCUCUAUUUCCCUCCGUCUUUCUCUCCCCCGCGCGCGCGCGCUUUCUUUCUCUUUCCCUCUAUUUACCUAUGCCCCCCCCACCUCCCCGCACGCUCUUCCACCCUCGGCUCGCCAGCCCGCCGACGAAAAAUUCGAAGCAACAGGACGCGAUUGCGCCAAACGAGGAACGGAGGCUCCCGCGAAAUUUCGCCUCGCGAAAAAAAGAGUGCCCGGGGGAGGGAAAACUGCUCAUUUUCGUGCGUCAAGAAGGGGUUUUCGGGACGAGGGUAGCCGAGUGCCCGACUCGCAGAGCGAGUAAUCUUGAUCGCCGGGAUCGAUUCCGGGGGCGCGCGCGAGAUCGCGUUUGAUUUCGAUCAAGCCAGACCCGCGUAGCUCGAGCGCCAGGAAGUUGUUAAUCCGUUAACUCGUUAACUAGCGGCUAGAUAAGAGCGGACGAGCGCGAGCGGCUAACGAAGCGGAGGAAGGGGGGAAAAGAUCGACGGGCCGCGUAGUGAACUGUGAAACUGUCUGGUGAUGCGUGAUCGGACAACAACUUCCCGAACGGAGGCUGCCGUCGCCGACGCCACUUCCACCGUCGACGGUCCCGCGAGCGACCUGGUACGAGGAUCGUCGAUCGAUAUCGACGACGGGGCCACGGAUCCCGGCUUCCUCGACCUGCCAGGAUACUCGCAUGCGACGGCUUAAGCCGAGGGUGAAAGGGUCGGUCGGGACCUUAAGCGGGAUAAGGGAGAACCGCUGCUGAGUCCGUAUCGGAAUCGAGGCAAGGAUUCUCAUGCACGCCGCGAACUUGCCCGGCAUCCCGUGGUCGAGAGGAGAGAAGGAGCAUGACGUAGUCGUCGGCGAGGGGGGCUCUUGGGAUGCUCCGGACUACUUCCGGCUAGGGCCGUCGUAUGGAGGGGCAGGACGUAAGCAUCACGGACGGCAACCUGUUUCCAAACUUCACGACUCACAACGCCACGCGAGGCGACGGAUCCUUUUUUCGGGUCUUCCCCGGCAAAAACUCACCCUACACCACCAUUCAGGCAAUCGCCCUCACUCUGGUACUCGGCAGCAUCAUCGUCGGGACGGUGGUAGGCAAUAUUCUCGUGUGCGUGGCGGUGUUCCUCGUUAAGAAGCUACGGAAGCCGUGCAACUAUCUCCUGGUCAGUUUGGCGGUGAGCGAUCUCUGCGUGGCGCUUCUAGUGAUGCCGAUGGCCUUGCUAUACCAGAUAUCGGGCAACUGGUCCUUCGGCUCGCUCACGUGCGAUCUCUGGGUCAGCUUCGACGUGCUCAGCUGCACCGCCAGCAUCCUCAAUCUCUGCAUGAUAUCCGUGGACCGAUUCUGGGCCAUCACCAAGCCGUUGCAAUACGGGGUUAAGAGGACGCCGCGACGGAUGAUCAUCUACGUCAGCCUUGUUUGGUUAGGAGCGGCUUGUAUCAGUCUACCACCCCUGCUGAUAAUGGGAAACGAGCACACGUAUUCCGACACCGGGCCCUCGCACUGCUCGGUCUGCCAGAAUUUUUUCUACCAAAUCUACGCGACCCUCGGCAGUUUCUACAUACCGCUGUUCGUCAUGAUUUGGGUGUAUUAUAAAAUAUUCUGCGCCGCGCGCAAGAUCGUUCUGGAGGAGAUAAGGGCGCAGCUUCACCUGGAGGUGCACUGCCAUCUCGACAUGGAGCCGCCAGCCGCGCAGCAUCCGGUCACGCCCGCGGUGAAUCGUCAAUUAAAUUCUUCCGACAUGCAGACGAGUCAGGGUAGCCCGCCGGUGAAACAGCACAGAAGUUCCAGCGCGUCUACCACGAUAAGAUCGAAGGUACGCGCCGACAGGCUGGAUAAUUUGACAAUGUGUAGCGGACACGCGGUCCGAUGCUUCGCCGGUGGACCGCGCAGAAGUAACGAAUCUCAAUGCCCGAUGCUGCAGAGGAUCGAGAAGCCGGUGCUGUCGACGGCAACGACGCCGUCGAUGACGUCGUCGACGACAAAGCAAAUGACGACGACGACGACGCUCGUGCGCAAUCACCUGAACAGCACGUGUAGCGUCACCAACUCGCCGCAUCAGAAGAAGCUGCGCUUUCACCUGGCGAAGGAGCGGAAAGCGAGCACCACCCUGGGCAUCAUCAUGGGCGCGUUCAUCGGCUGCUGGCUGCCAUUUUUCGUGCUGGCACUAGUCAGACCGUUCCUCCACGACCCGGACGCCAUUCCGGCGUUUCUCUCGGGUCUCUUCCUCUGGCUCGGCUAUUGCAAUAGCCUGCUGAAUCCAAUCAUCUACGCGAUCCUCAACAAGGAUUUCCGCAAGCCCUUCCGCGAGAUACUCUUCUUCCGCUGCAGCAAUCUCAACCAUAUGAUGCGCGAGGAGUUUUACCAGAGCCAGUAUGGCGAUCCGGUUAAUAACUACGAGAUCAAGGCCGGUUGCAGCGGCGGCUACGGCGGUGGUGGCGGUGCGGAGAGCGCCGAGAGCGCGGAACACUACGACGAUGGCAAUCAGGACGUCGUCGAGUCAGUGGACGUCGCCGGCGCGCCCGACGAGAGUUUCCUAUGAUGCGAGGAGCGUUCCUCGUCGAUCGUCGAGGACCGUAAUAUCCGACGGAGACAACCGUCCUGCUGCAUCGAGCCCCUCCACGUCGACCUCACCAACGGCACGCAGAGCGAGAUCCUUUUGUGAUCGAUCGCGAUCGAUGAGGAUCGCGAGGACGAUGCCGCGAGUCAUCGUCGACAUUGUCGUCGUCCCGAAAAUGCGACGGGACGGUUUUCAUUCCGCGAUCGCGUGACAAGCGCGUCGCACAGGGAUGUCUCUCGAGAGAUCCUCCUAUGAUUAUGAUCAACAGCGCUGGACCGCUUGUGUGAUCUUAACGCGUCAAGACGGCAACCGAUAAAAAGAGAGAUAGAUAGACAGCUAUUGCGCGAUUAUAUAUAUAUGUAGUCGCGUUAAUAAAUUGAAAAUCUCACAUAAGAACUGAUAGUGUGUGAAAGUCGAAGUCGAAGAGCGAUUUCCAGAUUUUCGCAAGAUAUUCUCAUUCAUUUCAUUGAUUUAACUCAAAUUUAUUUACACCGAAGAUAAUUGAGGAGCUUAUUUAUUUUCCUGUGGCUUUAAAUUCAUACUUUUUAAGAACGUGCUGAGAAACGUGCGAUAUUAUAAAGCUAUAAGAACGAUAUUAUAAAGAUAUUAUACU